Pseudozyma flocculosa PF-1 is the source of this 645-nucleotide messenger RNA. RefSeq lists its product as uncharacterized. The record is from RefSeq and is a predicted model, not a curated record. Gene Ontology annotation, cellular component: transcription factor TFIIA complex. Lineage: Eukaryota; Fungi; Basidiomycota; Ustilaginomycetes; Ustilaginales; Ustilaginaceae. Gene Ontology annotation, biological process: transcription by RNA polymerase II; transcription initiation at RNA polymerase II promoter. The transcript has 5 exons. Bases 1 to 645 code for a protein of 214 amino acids.
AUGAGCAACAGGGUUGUGUCACAGGUCUACCGGACCAUUAUCGACGAUGUGAUCAACAACGUGCGUCAGGACUUUGACGACAUGGGCAUCGAGAAGGAAGUGCUCGAAGAGCUGCAGCGUUCGUGGGAGGCCAAGAUCAUUGCGACGCAGGUCGCCGAGUUCGAUGGCGCCCCGUCACUCCCGCCGGUCAACUCUCGCUCAUCGAAACAGGAACCGAAGAGCGAGGCCAAGCCGGACGUCAAGAAGGAGGACUCCAACGGCAAAGGCGACGAACGAGACGGCCAGCCGCGAUCAAAGCAGGCAAAGGGCGACAACUCGGCAGACGUGGCCAGCGCCGUGGACCGCAGCACCUCGAACGGUCACGGCGCCGCGGCUUCAAGCAGCCAGGAUGACCCGGCAGCCGCUGGCGAGAAGCGCAAGAGGCCGAGCGAUGGCGACGAGAUCGGCAGCGACCUCGACGACUCGGACGACGAUGAUGCCGACGGCGGCGUCGACGGUGACGGCAACGACGACAUGCUCCUAUGCCUCUACGACAAGGUCCAGCGAGUCAAGAACAAGUGGAAGUGUGUCCUGAAGGACGGCGUCGCCUCGAUCGAUGGCCGCGACUACCUCUUCACCAAGUGCAACGGCGAGUUCGAGUGGUGA